This is a messenger RNA of Liolophura sinensis, 8054 nucleotides long. RefSeq names its product receptor expression-enhancing protein 1-like. Lineage: Eukaryota; Metazoa; Mollusca; Polyplacophora; Chitonida; Chitonidae. Gene Ontology annotation, biological process: endoplasmic reticulum tubular network organization. The transcript has 10 exons. Gene Ontology annotation, cellular component: cytoplasmic microtubule; endoplasmic reticulum tubular network; endoplasmic reticulum membrane. The coding region runs from base 108 to 1346 and encodes 412 amino acids. Gene Ontology annotation, molecular function: microtubule binding. The record is from RefSeq and is a predicted model, not a curated record.
CUGCCGUGUAACGAACAAGUAGAGGCGGUAAACAAAUGAAGAAAUUGGUCGUUUUGGACGGCUGAUUUACAGUUUUGUGGAGUAAUAGCUGUACACAUAGCAGGAGAAUGAUUUCAGCACUAGUUUCGCGUCUCGUUAUACUGCUGUUUGGGACCCUUUACCCAGCGUAUGCUUCCUACAAGGCUGUCCGGACAAAGAAUGUCAAAGAAUAUGUGAAGUGGAUGAUGUACUGGAUUAUAUUUGCCUUAUUUACCUGUGUGGAGACAUUUUCAGACAUGUUCAUUGCAUGGAUCCCGUUUUACUAUGAAAUCAAGAUUGUGUUUGUCUUAUGGCUGUUGUCUCCUGUCACAAAAGGCUCCAGCUUUCUCUAUAGGAAAUUUGUUCAUCCACAAUUCUCCAAAAGAGAAAAGGAAAUAGAUGACUAUAUAGCUAAAGCCAGUGAUAAAGGUUAUACCACCCUGAUUAGUCUAGGCUCCAAAGGUAUUACAUAUGCAACAAAUGUGGUCUUACAGACUGCUAUUAAGGGUCAAUCAAAGCUAGCGGACCAGAUUCGCAGGAGCUACAGUAUGAGUGACAUAGCAUCCUCAGGUUCCGGAGAUGCAAUUGAGAUAAUUGACGACUCCCCAGAAUUCAGCGAGGAUGAAUUAGAUAAUAGGAUAGCAGAGGACAAUCGAGAGCUGGAGAGGAAACGUGACCAGGUGAAGAGGAGGAAAAAGAUCCAGCGGGCAGCCUCUAGUGCAGGUCCUUUGUACAGUCUGUCAGAGGAGGAAUCUGAGACGUCCUUAACCAAAGAAACGAGCACAAUGCAUCGUGGUAAACAUCAUGAGUCCCGCUACAGCACCAGAAGCAGCUAUUCCACAUCAGAGGCUGUUCCAUUACUCACUGAGAGUAUUCCACAGAGCUUGCCAGUCUCUAAGCGUUACAUUUCCACAAGUGUUCACACUUCCACUUCCAAAAGUGUGCACACCUCCACCUCUUCUGGUGUGUACAAAUCAACAUCUGCCAGUGUGUACACCUCCACCUCAAGGCUGUACACCUCCUCCUCUACUGGGAACUUGAGUUGUCUGCCAGAUUACAGCUCCUCUUCCUCUUACUCACACGGCAAAUAUACCACCCCUGGUUUGCUGAGCAUUAAGUCCCCAAGGUCCACUGGCUACACAUACCAAUCAACCGAGUGGUCCCCAUCAGAGUACACAUCCACACCCAGGUCCCCCAGCUACCAACAUUUCUCCAAGUCUUUGACCAGCCUGGGCUCCUAUUCAGCAUACCCACGGUCCAACCUGAGCCCCUACUCCACAUACAUGUACUCUCUGUCCCGAAGGCACUGGAGAACCAACUUGAAUUAGACAGCCCUUAGUAUUUCUUCCAGUCCGACCAGCCUAGGCUCCUAAUCCACAUAUGGUAAAUGACCUAAAGUUUCGCACGUGAAUUGUGUUGGCGGCAAGAUGAUAGAAGAAAAUGAUCAGAAUCGUACUCCAUGCGAGGUUUUUGAAAACUACCAGGAUGUACAAUGUGCUUUUGCCCCUUCUCAGUCCCACUGUGUACGAGUUUGAUACAUCGGGAGACAGGAUUCGUUUGAGUUCUUAUCAUAUUAGGAUUUCACACAACACCAUCACUGGCUUUAUAUCAAACUAAAAUGCAUGUUUAUGAUUUCCUGUAUACAGUUUUGCUCAGGCAUGGUUUACUUGUCGCCAGCAGCAGGUAUGAGAUCGGGAAGAGCUAUAUAUCUGCAAGGGAUAUACAGAAUGCUCGACCUUCAUUCCCAGCUUAUCCACAAACUAAAGAAGUCUACAAGUAUGGUAAACAAUUGCUCUUUGGCAGCUUGUGUAAGACUUUUUCCUAGUUUAAGAACCAUUUCAGGACAAAAGACCCGGCGAACUAAAGCCCCAUGUUCACUAUAAUACUAUAUUAGAUUAUUGAGAAUCAUUGUCUUUAGAGAUGUCAGGCUAUAUUGUGUAAAUUAUAUUUUGAGAAUAGAAAAUCAGCUUGCAGCUUGUGUAAGACUUUUUUCUAUUCUAAGACCACAAAUCUGAUACAUAUGUCAGUAUUUUCUAUCCUGGAAAUAUAGGACCUGGCACAAUAAGGCAGAGAAUAAGCCCCAGAGAAGUUGGAUAAGAAAGUGCAAAUUUCAAAAUCUCAGCACAAUUCUGUACAUUUCCAAAACAGAAGUGUAAAACUUGGUCAAAACACUCAUGGAAGUUAUAAUGCCAUAGAAGAGAUGGUUGCUUAGUAGUGACCCGUCAAAAAUGCACUCUCAAUCAAAAACUUUUUGUUUAAAUGAGGCACUGUGUUUUUUAUUUACAGUGUGAAGAUCAACUUUAACCAGAACAAUAUCUUUACUGGAACUUUCCUUUGUGUACAUGUAUUUCUACGUGCUGUCAGAGUUUUGAUUGUGGUAACUUUUGUCUUCAUAUGUAAAAAAUAAACUUUAUAAUGUGAUAGUUUUUUCAUAAUUAGGCAACUUAAAAAUCUGUAUUUCCUCCAUACUCUGUCAGUCAUGUUUCAUAGUACAGUGAACUAACCGAGUCACUAUGGAGAACAGGUUGUAUUUCAAGGAAGAAUUGUAAUCUUUGUGAAGUUUUUUUUCCUCUGACAACAUACUUCUUGUGUGAGUAAAAAUGUAGGCUGUAUUGCAUUAAAUAAGUGUUAUCAUGAAUUAAACAGUUAAGCCAUGAUAUUAUGUAAUGUGAGGUAACUAUAGCGAAAUCCUACGUCAAUCCUGGUUGAGGGCACAAAUGGCCCUCUAGCUAUCGUUACCAUUAAACGUGUUACACGUAGCAGAAGUACAAGGAUAUACUUUUGUUAUGUAUGUAUUUAACUGACUGGUGCCUAACCGCGCUCAAGAAUUUUUCAGAAAAUUACAUUUGUGGCGCAUUGAUUUUCCCCAUUCUGCAGUGUUUAAUGCUAAAAAAAAGGUACAACUGGAGCAGGCUACGAGUUGUUCGAUGUUUUCACCUAUACAUUGCUUCAGUGCAUUCUUGCUAUAUACAAGAAAGGUGAAGAAAAGCGGAGCUGAAAAAAGAAAUGCCCUUACUAGUGUGUCAUCAGCUGUCCAUCACAACUACAGUCAGUUCUGCUACUUGAGGUGCACAGUUUCUUGCACUGGGGCAGAGUCCCCGCCUUACCAUACCAGAUCGUUUACAUGCCAUAGCCAAACAUCUCUAAUGAAAAUGGUUGGUUCCAGAUGCUUGUAGAAGUGUUGGUUUUAACAUCCUAGAAAACAAAAGAAAGAAAACCUGUUAUUAUUUUAUUCAAAAUUAAUAAUUUUCUUGGGAACUAUAAUAUGAAUUGUCUAAGUAAUCUAAAUUUAUCAAUACAUCUGUUGUAGUUAACACAUACUGUAAAAUUGCACAAGAUACCUAUAAACCGACUCCAAAGCGUACAUUACUGCAGAUGUGUGGUUAUUCUGUGAAUCAUAGUAAGUCAUAGCCUGUAAGCAAAUUGUGUAUAGUGAGAAUAAACAUAUUUGCUUGAAAACAGCAUUCGAUAAUAAUAUUUGACAUCAGAGAAAAUUUUUGGCGUAUUGUUUGGAAAUAGUAUGUGUACAAUGUUAAUGAGAGGAAGGCUGUUGCACCUGAAUGCCCAACUGGGAUAUGUUUUGAUGACACAUGUUUAAAUGGCAUACAAAGUCACACUAUAUGAAUUCCUGUCAACAAACAUUUAUCAUCCUGUUUUUCAAACUGUCGGGUAUGUUUUGCAGGUUAAUUAAGACAAUAGGAUCUUGUCUGCAAGGCUUUUGUCCAUGGGGUUUCUGUCCUGGAUUCAAAACAAUCAACCUAUUGCGAAACGCAUGUACUGAAAUCAUUACGAUUAAAAGUGAGGAAAACAUGACCUGUUGAUGGUUGGAGCAUAGACUCACUGCUCAUUGAAGCCUGAGUUUGUUUAUUUAUUACAUUCUUGAACUGUCAGUAUAAUCCUCUGACCACCCCUGAUGCUCUCCCGCAGUGCUUAGUCAACAACAACCGCAAUCAACGCGGUGAAUCCUGGGAUACACUUUCCAAUUCCCGAGGCGAAACUUUAGGUCCAUCCUGAAGGUACGGAAGACACAACUGGAAUUAGGCUUAAUCAGCCCCCAGUAUUUCUCCCAGUCUCUGAUCGGCCUGGUCUCCUACUGCACAUACUGAGUGUUCAGCUUUUGUUCCUGCUCAACAUACUCAAUGUCCAGCCUGGGCUCCUACUCCACAUACUUAAUGUCCAGCCUGGGCUCCUGCUCCACGUACUCAAUGUCCAGCCUGGGCUCCUGCUCCACAUACUUAAUGUCCAGCCUGGGCUCCUGCUCCACGUACUCAAUGUCCAGCCUGGGCUCCUACUCCACGUACUCAAUGUCCAGCCUGGGCUCCUACUCCACGUACUUAAUGCCCAGCCUGGGCUCCUACUCCACAUACUUAAUGCCCAGCCUGGGCUCCUACUCCACAUACUUAAUGUCCAGCCUGGGCUCCUGCUCCACGUACUCAAUGUCCAGCCUGGGCUCCUACUCCACGUACUCAUUGUCCAGCCUGGGCUCCUACUCCACGUACUUAAAUGUCCAGCCUGGGCUCCUACUCCACAUACUCAAUGUCCAGCCUGGUCUCCUGCUCAACACACUUACCAACCUGAAGGUACUGGAGAUCCAACUGGAAUUGUCUCAAAAGGUUUUGGCAGACACUUCUGGAGACCAACUCAUGUGCAAAUAUGCACAAAAGCAGAUUGACACGUACGGCACCAUGCCACGGAAGAAGACCAGAAAACGUCCCUCUGUCAAACACAUGAAAGACAACAACUGAGUUCCCAGUCACAAGACCAACGAAGAUCCUCCAAUUCCACUAGUAAUCUCCUCCUCGUCCUCUGUAUUCUGUGUGUGUCUUCCAGGUUGCUACAUCAGCAACACGUUACUGUGUGUCACUGGGAAGGACCAGGAGCAUCAACUUUCGGUACAGCAGUACUAUGCAGUCAGUGCAUGUAGGCCAUGUGAUAACACUUGCAUAUACUAUACCACUUCCGUGUCCACAACCGCUUACUGCUGGCAAGGAAAUGGAGUCCAGGAACAACGCUACUUUGUAGCAGAUUUCUAUCUUGCGUGCAUUGACUUUUUGUUACUCAAAACUUGCUCGCUUUCGUAAAUGGAUAAUACACAAAUAUAUAUAUAUAUACAUGAUUUUUUUUUUGUUAUUAUUAUUAUUUUUGAAUCUCCUUUGACAUAUAAAGGUUGUGGAAUUUUAUCAUGUGAAGCGAUUUUGACCCGAGAUGUUGGUAACUUACAGUAGAUUAUGUAACUGCUGUCAUAUCAUAAUGCAAAACAUCAAGGUGUUUAUUGGAGGCUUUUCCUUAUACAUUUGAAAUCCAUCCAAACCUUGGGUGCCUUGUAUUUUCAUCUCAGUGAAUUUUAUUGUGUCACUGGUGUGAUAUCAGAUUUGUAAGUCACUUCACAGGGGGUUUGGUUUUGAAUUGAAAUUUUUUGUAUAAACAGUGUAUUUCAUGUGGUGAAGGGGUAAGUUAAGAAUGCUGAGAAUCCUGUCUCCAAUGUGUGACUGGCUGCCUUGUUGGAUCAGUUCUACUGUGGUUAACUUGCUCACUGGUUGCACAAAUCGCCCUAGUUUUGUUAAAAAUCAAUGGAAUCUAACACCGACGACAAUUCUUUAUAUCUAUCUCAGUGUCGAUGACAUGGUUUCACUCAAUCCAACAUUUGAAAUUCUAUUGAUAAGGACAUAUUAGCCUUCUCUGAAGUGCUCAUCAUACACACACAGUAGGAGACGGCAUUCAUUUUUUUCUGGUGUUUUUUUUGUAUUGAACAUUCAUGCACAAGCAGCUAUGGCAACAUUCCAGUUGGAGACUGAACAUUUCUUCCUAGACAUUAAAGGGAUAGGGAAUUGUUUCUGAUUGGCUGGUGUGAUAGACAAGUCAAGGCUAGGCAGAGUCUGAGCUGACGGCAUUUUAGGCAUAGCAGGCUUAUUCAAGCAUGACCGAGGCUAUGGGGUUUAACUCCACUCUAAGCCAAUCAGCGCUGAUUCUUUAAUCUUUUAGAGGUUGUGAACCAGAAGACAGAAUCUUCACUUAAACGAGUAGGAAGGAUUUUUAGAGCCCUGCACUGAUCUAGAUAGUCUAGUGUGUUACUUUUCGAUCUUUUGCACCUCUUCACCUUGUUUUGCCUUUGGUUUGCCUUUGGUUUGGGUUGGGUAUCACAGUUUUGGCUUUAUAUGUGUUGUGUAUUUGUUUAUAUGGAUGUGUGCAAGUCAGAUGUGCCAUUGUAUAGUGUAAAAUACCAGGUCCAUUUCUGAUCACACCCUUCAUCUAGAGGGUUACCUGUAGCAUAAGAGUAGUCUUUGCUCAGGAAGGUUUUCAGCCUUUGUGUUUGCCCAGGAAGGUUUUCAGCCUUUGUGUUUGCCAAAACAAGCUCCCUGAAGACUGAAUUUGUUCAUUGAUGGUUUGAAAUAAUAAGUAGAUCUUCCCAUAACAAUAGAAUGGUUAAUAUUUUCAUAAUAUGUGGGAAACGACUUUACUGGUAUAUUUUUUAAGAAAUUGUUUUUUUCUUUGUCUUGAAAAUCUUUAUAAAUUAUUAAAAGGUAAAUGUGUUGGGAAUGAGGUGUGAGGUUGUCUUGCUGUAGUUGUUCAAAGAUUACGUCCUCUGGUAAUCAUCUACCUGUACCUAUACCUCAUUAGGGAAGAUACGAGAAAUCUUGAUGUGGCCCCCAUUCAUAUCGAGAUUGUUUUUUGAUUAUGCUAAUAAAUAUCCGUGGUCAGGUAACAAGAAUACUACAACAUGCUAUGAAAUGUCAUAACUUGCAAUUUCUGAGGGAAGGUUUUUUAAACCAGUUUGGAGAAUACAGGUUUAUGAUGUUGGUGUAUUAAGGUGAUUGUUAGAAGACGAUUUUUGAGUCUAAUUUCAUUUAGCAAUAGCAUUCAGGGAUGAAAUGCUAAUUACAAGAUGUACAUGUUUUCGUUUGCUUUGUUAUACGAGGUGGCUGGUUGCUCUAGAACGAAAACUUCCAAUGUGAUAUGGCUGAUGCCUUAUUAUCUACAGAGCUAUAUGUAGACUUUGCUUACUUCCCUGUGUGGUACAAGCACAUUGCCUUACCUGCUGUAUGAUCGGGUGGCUGAUGCCUCAACAUCUGUCUACCUAAAAAUCUGGGUCAGUGUAGAGACAUAUGCUUACCUCCCUUGGUGGUACAGGCACGUUGGUAUCAUGGGGUUUUGGAACAAUAAAUGUGAAUUAUCUAUUAAAAAAAAAUCAACAUAUCCCAGGAAUAGAAUAGAAGUCAUAGAAUCAUCAGGUUUUUUUAUUGAGGAAAAUAUUUUACUAGCGCUAAAGCUACAACUAUUGUGUAUUUAUAUACUUAUCUAGAAUUUAUGGUAUGGUAUGCAUCAGUUUUCGUGUACGAAGCCCAGUGGUUUUUGUAUUAUGCCCAUGCAAUAAAUGUCAGGUUAAUUUACUCUGCUUUUUUUUUUUAUCAGAUAUGCAAGCGUAUUAUAACAUCAUGGUAUAAAAGUAUGUGGGGUGUAGCCAAAUGUUAGAUAGGUGCCAUUGAGAGGUAGGCUUCCUUACCACCCCUGGCCUUCUGCAAGGGAAUGCCUGUGUUUAUUACAGAGAAAUAUGGGUCAGUUCUGAAUUGUUAUCAACACAAGGGAAUUGAAACCCACCUUUCUAUACCGUCCCAUAUAUGCAUGUGCAAAAUUUAGUCUGUGCAUGAAAGUUUUGUCUGUUCUCCUGAUUGUGUUAAUGACAUUGUCUUGGUCAUGAGCAAGGAUACUUUUGUCAUUUAAGGAUGUAUGGAAGCGCCCUUCACCGCCAGCUUCAUCGUGGGAUUUAGUUUUACAUCAAAGACAGCUUUUAUACUAUAGAAUGGAAAUCAGUCAACUCACUCACAAGUUCACCAAGUCCAGUCAGUGCCUGACAUUUACAUGGAUGUAGAAACUGAACUAGUAAUGGAGAUGAAGGACAGCUUCCAUCUGUGAAGUGACAGAAUACUGAAUUGUGAGUCAUGUCCAGUACAGAAACUUCACUCUGCAGCUGUGUGAGUGAAAUGUCAUUGUUCACAAAUUGUUGAUGUUGAAAAUGUGACGAAUAAAAUAAAUUUCAA